AUGAGUUCUUGGUCAUGGAAUAAAGCUUCAUUGUAUGCAUGGGAAAGGUUUCUCCGCAAAGUCUUCCAGAAACCAUCAAACCGUCCUGUAAAAUUAAAGAGACACAAAAUGAUUGCCAGGGCAUUUGCCAGACGUAAAGAAAUCAACAGUGGAAGAUUUUCAGUUAGUUUUUAUAGCACGCAUGAUGAUCCACUAGGAAUGAAAUUUGAUUUGAACAGCAUAAGUUCUGCUGAUGUAUCAUCAGAAUUUGCAGCUAAUAUGCCCAAACUAGUACGUAGACGAGGAGGCAUGUUCCAACCAAUGGCAGGGACUCUUAGAAGAUAUUCAGAUUCAGAUAUUGCUUCUGUAACAUCACGGAUAUUUUCUAUGGAAAAUAGUGAUCAAGAAAAUCAGCAACAGGAAGAUUUGAAGAAAAAGAAAAAGAAAAAACGUGCAAAACUUAAUAACAGAGUAAAACCACAGCUUACACCUUUUGUUUUGGCAAUGCAAAGAGGGGCACAGGAAUUCUUAAAAAGCAAGCACCAUUAUAGUCAUAGACGGCGUGGGAGUGAUACAUCAGUGUUAAGCAAUGCUUCAGCUCGAAGUGUUCAUUUCUCUUUAGACAGGAACAGCAGUGUAGAUGCUUUGUCUGUAACCUCUCAAAUUCUUUCCUUCCUGGAAGUGUUGGGGACAGUGAAAGUCCAGAUGUUGUGA
Messenger RNA from Acanthosepion pharaonis, 693 nucleotides. The record is from the annotation of a GenBank genome assembly. NCBI's taxonomy places the organism in Eukaryota, Metazoa, Mollusca, Cephalopoda, Sepiida, Sepiidae.